Messenger RNA from Mercenaria mercenaria, 1611 nucleotides. Its product is annotated as apolipoprotein D-like. The record is from RefSeq and is a predicted model, not a curated record. Gene Ontology annotation, molecular function: lipid binding. Lineage: Eukaryota; Metazoa; Mollusca; Bivalvia; Venerida; Veneridae. The coding region runs from base 491 to 1084 and encodes 197 amino acids. The transcript has 5 exons. Gene Ontology annotation, biological process: tissue regeneration; brain development; lipid transport.
AUCUGAAAAAAGAAUGAAAUGAAAUAAUAAAAAGAUAAAAAAAAAAUAAAUACAAAUAAAAAAAAAGUCAGAAUAUACGAUAAUCGAAAUAUUUAUAAUGUGAUAAAUGGUGUUUAAGUGUGACUGACCACCUUUAACUUUACUAUUGUUUACUAAAGAAAAUAAUCGGCCCCGAAGGCAUAAAUUUAGUACAUUUGUAUUGUGUGUUAUUUAAAUACCCGCGGUCAAGCACGGCCAUGUGUUGAAUUAGACCGCCUUAAAACGCUGUUAAUAUUUCGAUAUAAUUUUCUUUGUGUAAGGUGCACAAUACAUAAAAUAUGUUAUUUAAAGUGUCAGUAAUUGUACAGAUCUAUGUUUUUAACGGAAUAGUGUUAUAACUGAAACGAUUUAAAAACUAAGUUACAAAUUUUAGAGUCAAUGCAAGAAAUGAUGAUUACGAAAUCAGAGGUUUAAUACAAAGUGCAAACAAUUUGAAGCAGAGCAUUCGAAAAUGGCGUCAUGUAUGGUAGUUGUGAUAGAGGUAUUGUGCAUAUUUGGACUAGUAUCGUCUCAGAUUGUGACUUUAGGGACAUGUCCCCAAGUCAAGGUUCAGGAAAACUUUGACCUUAAUAAGUACUUAGGGAAAUGGUACGAAAACCGCCGCUAUGCAAACUGGUUCUCGUUGUUCUCAAACUGUGUUACGGCCGAGUACAGCAAGCUGUCAGAAACUAGCGUUAAAGUAAACAAUACUGGAUGGCUGUAUUUGUCUAAUGAAAUUAGCACAGCCAUUGGAAAUGCUGUUGUGCAAGAUGGGGCAAAGCUUGGAGUCCGAUUUUCCGAGUUUGCACCAUUUGGUGCAUAUUGGGUGCUAUCAACAGAUUACACUUCGCACUCUAUAGUAUGGUCCUGUGAGGAGUCACCGAAAGGCGCAAUACAGUUCAAUUCACAAUAUCUAUGGAUUUUGACUAGGUCGCCAAAGGGCGUGUCAGAGACUGAAAUGGACAGGUUAUUUGAUAUUCUUCACGGAUACGGCAUCAAUACGGACAUACGCAAACUGAAGCCAACGAAACAGACAAAUUGUUUUGGGAGAAACAUGAAAAUGUAAAACAAAAUCUAAAAUAAAUCAAAUUCGUAAAAUAUUGGAAAUGAAGCAAUUCUUUGGAGACAUGAAUACUGAAAUACAAAAACCAAAGCCAACAAAACACACCAAUGGCUUUGGAAGAAACAUCAAAAUGUAAACAACUAAAUAAAUCAAGUUCGUGGAAUAUUGAAAUUGCAGCGACUUUUUGAAGGCAGAACAACUGAACUGAUAAAAACCGAAGACAACGAAACACUCCAAUGGCUUUGGAAAGAGCAUGAACAUGUAAAACGUCUAAACAUAAAUCAAGUUCGUGAAAUAUUGGAAAUGCGGCUACUCUUUGAAGACUGAUUUACACAAACUGAAGACAAAAGAAUUCCAGAACUCACAAAUUACAAAUUGGAAGAAAUAUGAAAAUGUAAAACAUCUAACAAUGAUCAAGUUUAUAAAACAUUGGAAAUGCGGCAACACUGUAUCAAAUGUAUAUGAUUUUGCUAAAUGUGAAAGAAAACUGUAUUUAGGGCUGCAACCACAAUUAAAUCCGUGACAUGAUA